Neurospora tetraspora is the source of this 2511-nucleotide messenger RNA. RefSeq lists its product as uncharacterized. The transcript has 3 exons. The record is from RefSeq and is a predicted model, not a curated record. Bases 202 to 2268 code for a protein of 688 amino acids. NCBI's taxonomy places the organism in Eukaryota, Fungi, Ascomycota, Sordariomycetes, Sordariales, Sordariaceae.
UACACCUGGCCGGGCAUGGCAUUGCUUGCCCCCGCGCCACGGUUAACGACAACGAUGACGAUCCAACAUGGGUGAAUGUGGGUAUUUCAAAAGGGUAAACAAACCGAGCUGAUGAGUCAACUCUCAAGGCAAUGAAAGCAAUGAAGUAAACACCACACGCGCCGGGGCGCUCCUUAAACAAUCGGUCACCUCUGUCCCAUCAUGGAGCAGCAAGAACAACAACAGGGCAAAACCAGACUGAUGGAGGAUGAGACCGAGGUCACAAACUUCGAGACCACUCCUGUCACAAACAGCUGGUUUUCGCGCUCCUGGUCCCUCUACGCGAUAUCUCUGGUCACUUCUCUCUGCUUUCUCGCCGCGCUUGUCGGCUUACUCGCAGCCUUUGACAAGAAAACUGUUGACGACAAGCAGCAAUUCACGCUGAACACCGCCAUUGCCGUCCUCUCGGCCGCGACCAAAGCCACGCUUCUCUAUUCCAUCAGCGAUGCCAUCGGACAGUGGAACUGGAUCGUCUUCUCCGGGCCCAGGCGACGGCGCCUUCUUGACUUUGACCGGAUCGCGUCAGCCAGCCGUGGUCCGCUGGGCAGUUUGAUUCUGCUUGUGGACAAGAACGUGAAGCGCAUUUCGAUUGUGAGGAUGGGUGCUUUGUUGACGCUGCUCUCUGUCGCCAUGGACCCCUUUGCUCAGCAGUUGCUCAAGUACCGCCAAGUACCUCGAUAUCGUGAAGAUCUUGACGGCGAAGGCGCUUCCGUCUCAAGGGCUAUGAAGUACUCUCGGGGAAGCAAGUACGUGCUCAGGGAAACAGAUUCAGAUGGCGGUGCCCUCGUUGAUGCUGAAGCCGAUUUAACCAUGCAAUCGGCUAUCAUGUACGGCAUCGCGGAGCCACUGGAAUCAGUCUUGCAACAAACCAAAUUCCGAUGUCCAAAUGGCGAAUGCCCCUUUAAGGGUGACUUCGCGACUCUGGCCGUUUGUUCCUCUUGCAUGAACUUGACCGACCAGCUUCUCAUCAAAAAGGUUGACCCGGACAAGCAGCUGAACAUUAGUCUCAGUCAUAGCAAAGGCGCCAGGAGUGUGGUUACUAGGCGCGGUGAUCCCAUCGUCCAAUACAGUCUUCCCAAUGACCAGUAUCUUGACAACUCCAUUGCUAUGACCAUGAAAGGCACAGCAAACCCAGCCGAAGUCAUAACCCAGGACAGACUGGACUGGCAGCAGAAAGCAAAGACACUGAUCUGGUCCCAAAGCAUCAUCAGACACCGCACCGAUCCCGUACAGCUGCUCCCGGACCAAGAAAGCAACCAAGUCGAAGCAAUCGAGUGCGCUCUCUACUACUGCGUAAAGCAGAUAACAACCGCCAACGUAACCAGCGGGCGUUACUUUGAAGAAUCCAUAGAAGACACGCCAUUCGUCCGCGAUCCCGAAUCAUGGACCUUCGACCUUGACGGGGAUAACCUCCAAGGCCUCUCCAACCUCACCGCCGCCCAAAACGACAGCAUCGCCUUCCACCCGCGCCUCUCCCGCUUCCCACGCACCGACCUCUCGCUCCGUCUCAAUUUGGAUAACCACCAUAACGUGUACAACAUCAACCAAGUGGCCGUGGACGGCAUAAGCGCUUUUAUGCAACGGACCUUCUCGACAUGUGUCUCCCCGCUCACCAACUGCUCAGACUCGGCUGCAGGAAUGGGCUCAAAAGAUUUUGAAGCAGCAGCUGUCUCCCUCUCCGACAACUGGAAACCCAUCAACGGCUACUACGACCUCCGCUCCAACUGGUUCUCACCCAGCAUCGCUCGCGUAUUCUGGGAGACAGACGACCUCAAACAAAAAUGGGCCAGCAUCGCCCAGGGUCUAACCAACGUGAUCAGACGCGGCGCAGACAACCUGACAGACGCCUUCGAGUACGGAGCCGACAACCCCGUCUUUGGCGGCAUCAACGAGGUGCGCAGCGUAGAAUAUCUGGAACCGGUUUACCACAUAGACUGGUGGUGGAUCAUACUGCAUUGCGCGCUUGAGCUGGUCGGGAUAUUGUUUAUCGUGUUGACGGCGUUGAGGUCGACGAGCUGGUCGUGGAAGUUGGGGUGGUGGGGGGCUAGGCUCUCGGGUGGCGGAGGGGCCGCGCAGGGCGAGGUGUUGAUGAGCAGGAGGAAGGAGCCAUUGCCGCUUUGGGGGACGAAGUGGUUGCGAUUUUGGCCAACGGCCCGGCGGUUGCGAGUGUUUUGGAUGGUGCUAAGACAGUGCAGGAGAUGGAGGCUAGAGGGAGGGUUGCGGAGGUAACGCUGUUGACGGAUCACGGGGCGGACGGGAUAGGAUUUGUGGAUGCGACGACACGGAAGAUCAGUCUGGAGGCUCCGUAUGCCUAUCAACGGCAAAGAGACGUUUCGAGUUCUUGGUUUGGGACGUUGGGAACUUGUCAGGGGAAAGAGAGAGAGAGGCGGAUUCGAUAAGUUGAAGGGCGCCGGGCGAAAGUUCUCAAACAUAAACCGAAGACGGACAAGAACUUGGCAGAAGCGUAGUGUA